UAGAAUAAACGUUUGUUUAAUUCCCCCUUAAGCUUAAGCCUAUAUAUUCAACGGGCUUAAGCUCAUCAUGCUGUUUCCUUCCUUCCAAUUCCAUAGCUUCUUUCUACCUGAAUUCUGUUUCCAAAAAAUAUUUCUCUGCUUGCUUCUUCGAUUCAUUUCAUACAAAUUCUCAACUGUUUUCCUUUGAUUAAGCUCAUCCAAAUUGUUACAGAGGCUGCAAAUCCCCUGUUUCGUUGCUUUCGAUGGAAAACAGUUGUGGAAUCGUUAAAAGUGAUGAAUUGAUGGAACUCCCUCCCGGAUUUCGAUUCCACCCCACCGAUGAAGAGCUGAUCACUCAUUAUCUCUGCAGAAAGGCCAUCGACGUAAGCUUUUCCGCCGUAGCCAUCGGCGAGGUUGAUAUGAACAAGGUUGAGCCCUGGGAAUUGCCUUGGAGAGCGAAAUUGGGGGAAAAGGAGUGGUACUUUUUCUGUAUGAGGGACAAGAAAUACCCGACCGGGCUGCGGACGAACAGAGCCACCGCCGCCGGCUACUGGAAAGCCACCGGAAAAGAUAAACAGAUUUUUCGCGGGAAAAUUCUAAUCGGGAUGAAGAAAACCCUAGUUUUCUACCGCGGGAGAGCUCCCAAAGGCCACAAAUCCGAUUGGGUGUGCCACGAGUACAGAUUGGAAGGCAAUUUCACUCUUGAUAAAUCAACCAAGAACGAUUGGGUGAUAAGCAGGGUGUUUCAAAAGGCAAGUGGAGGGAAAAAGGUCCAUAUUUCCGGUCUGGUUAGGAUGGGCUCCGCCGCCGCCACGCUGCCGCCGCUGAUGGAGACGGAAUCUGGCCACGUGCACUGCUUCUCCAACGCCGAUGUUGUUCGUGCUCCGAUCAACGAUGAUUUUUCCAUUCCCUCCCCGAUUCCGUGGGGGCAAUUGGCCUCGGUUCCGGUGCCGGAUCCGGCGAUUCUCCGGCAAUUUCUCGCGAGCUACGGACACAGCGUGUCACAGGAGACUGGGUUGAGUGCUGAGAACUCCUCCGUCUCGAAUCUCGACACCGGGAAGAGGCCGUUUGAGGAACAGGAGAGUGCAGUUGAGCCUCAGGAUUUGGAGUGCAUUUGGAGUUGCUCUUCACUUCAGAUUUAACAAAUUAAUGGUGCAUAUUAGUGGUUUUAGGGUAAAUGGUCGAUCUUGUUCCAUCGUUUGGGACGUUGUGUCUUACCGUGUCGGUAAUUACCAUUUAGUACCCCCAUAGUUUAAUUUUUCAGAAUAAAAGGGUCUGCGAAAAAUUUCUGGCGAUCGAAAUAUCGACAUGACAAUCGAAAUUACACAUGAAUUAUCCAAAUCACAUGUUGAUUAUCUAAAAUUACACUUUAUCGACGUGUAAUUUUGGUUGUCAUGUCCAUAUUCCGAGCUAGAAAAUUUUCACAUAACAUUUUAUUCCUAAAAAUAAAACGGAAAAUACUAGUAAAUGCUAACUACCUAAAUGGUGGAACAUUUUCGAAUAAACACCCCAAAUUAUGAGACAAAAUCGAUCAGAUUGUGAUUUUAUGCAGUUUUAUUGAAUACUUGAAUCAACAAGAUAGAGAAGGAAGAAGUAAUGAUCUAGUUUAGUGUUACUUGAUUUUGAUUUUCUGUAAAUUGUUUGGAUAUUCGUGUAGUGGGAAUGGAUUUCAAAGUCACAUCA
This is a messenger RNA of Salvia splendens (bonfire salvia), 1662 nucleotides long. Its product is annotated as NAC domain-containing protein 100. Lineage: Eukaryota; Viridiplantae; Streptophyta; Magnoliopsida; Lamiales; Lamiaceae. The record is from RefSeq and is a predicted model, not a curated record. The coding region runs from base 243 to 1121 and encodes 292 amino acids. Gene Ontology annotation, biological process: regulation of DNA-templated transcription. The transcript has 3 exons. Gene Ontology annotation, molecular function: DNA binding.